Rhinocladiella mackenziei CBS 650.93 is the source of this 453-nucleotide messenger RNA. RefSeq lists its product as uncharacterized. The transcript has 2 exons. The record is from RefSeq and is a predicted model, not a curated record. Lineage: Eukaryota; Fungi; Ascomycota; Eurotiomycetes; Chaetothyriales; Herpotrichiellaceae. Bases 1 to 453 code for a protein of 150 amino acids.
AUGGCGUCCACCGACAUCGACCAGAAGCCAGCGCUUUCCAAUCCAGAGCCCCAAGGCAAUGCUGAAAAGCAGUCGUCCACAACAGUCCCUGGAGAUGAAGCUCCCCGACCACCUCCCACGGGCAAUGAGGAUGUGGUGACGGUGGCCGAAGAGGACGACAAAGAGCGAGAAAAGCAGGACAAUGGCGGCAUAAUCGACUACUUUAUGAUAAUGUAUAACUGUAGCGCAUCUAUACUUACUGCGAUCGUCUGGGCACUUUCCUUUACGUCGUGGCCGUCACGGACAUCCAUCUCCUCGGGUGCCGCACUCCCAUUGACCACCGGCGCCGAUGGCAGUAUUACUCUCCAAGAAUUCCGCGGCGAUGUCGACGACUUUGUUCUUUGGCUCGUCUAUCUCUUCGUUGGUCGCUUUGUCAAUGAGGAAGAUGACCUUGCCAGCCAAGUACGCCCAUAG